Messenger RNA from Ilex paraguariensis (yerba mate), 2392 nucleotides. NCBI's taxonomy places the organism in Eukaryota, Viridiplantae, Streptophyta, Magnoliopsida, Aquifoliales, Aquifoliaceae. The record is from the annotation of a GenBank genome assembly.
UAUAUAUCCAAGUAACUCCUCUUAUUUGCUGUCAGCAUUUUUUAAAAGUCUUUUUAGUCGAUCAAAAAAAGUACUUAUAUCCCAACUGGACAGGUUCGCAAUUCUGAUUUGGUCUACAGUAUAUAUUGAUUGGAGCACCCAAUCUGAGUAUGGUGGGUGUGUGAAUGUGUAUGUGUGUAUUUGUGAGGAGACAAUCACAAAGAUAUAGGGAAAGACAAAGUGCCAAAUGUUGGACAGAGUUUGCGGAAAAUCGUGAAUUGAAAUAGAAGCGGGCCUACGGCAAUCCCCAACACCACCACUCUACCGCUACUCUUCUCUCUCGCCUCAUCCUUAUCCCUUUUCCAAAAUCCCUCUUUCUCUUCUUCUCUCACCUCUUCUGACAAACCCACUCCGUAUAUGUAAUCUACGUCUCAUCUCUCUCUGAAUUCUUCUCCUCAAUCCUGCUUAUGUAGCUAGGGUUUUUCUUUUCUUCUCUGCCGAACCCUCCAGUCAUCGCUUUGCUUUAGGGCUUCACCUUUAUUCCAUUGAUUUGACGGCUUUUCUUUGUUUUCGCAUCUCUCUCUUCAUUUUCUGUAUCGGCUUCUUUUUUUGGUUUUUGUUAACUGGUAUUCACUGGGAGGGUGAGGGUUCAUAUGGCUUUGGCUUCGGCUUUUUUUCAGAUCUUACAGCAACCCACAAUUGGGGAUGUGUUGCUUGAGCUCAUGCUCUUCAUGGCACCACUUUGGAUUGCGAUUUUUGUUGGGGUUCUUGUUGGAUGGUCUUGGAAGCCUAAAUGGGCCAAUUUGAAUAGGGUAUUCUUCGAAGAUUCUACAGCAUCGCACCGUUGGUCUUCUGGGCGGCCACUGCUGACGGCCUGUGCUUCGAUUCCAAGAUUGAAUUCAGUCAAACUGCAACUGCCCAGGUGGAUUUCUUGGAUUGCUGGCAAUGACUUUGAGAAGGAAACUUCGUCGGUGUCGUCAAAUUCUAGUUCUGACUGCAGUUCAUCUCAGCUAGAACGAGAAAAAUUGGGUCUCGUGACGGAAGAUGACCUGGAGCAUUUAUGCCGACUUGUCGAGGAAAAGGAUGGAGGCCCUGCUUGGAUCCAGAUGAUGGAUCGGUCUACAGCUACUAUGAGCUAUAAAGCUUGGCGAAGAGAUCCUGAGACUGGCCCUCCACAGUAUCGUACCAGAAGUGUCUUUGAGGAUGCCACUCCUGAAAUGCUGAGAGACUUCUUUUGGGACGAUGAAUUUCGACUGAAGUGGGAUGACAUGCUUAUACAUGCUGAAACCUUGGAGGAUUGCCCCAUCACAGGGAACAUGGUAGUCAAGUGGGUGCGCAAGUUUCCCUUCUUUUGUAGUGACAGGGAAUACAUAAUAGGCCGUCGAAUCUGGGAAUCGGGACGAAUGUACUAUUGCGUGACUAAGGGUGUACCCUGCUCCUCUGUGCCACGGCACAACAAACCAAGGCGUGUUGAUUUGUACUAUUCAAGUUGGUGUAUUCGUGCAGUGGAAUCAAAGAGAGGAGAUGGCCAACUGACUGCGUCUGAGGUGCUUCUCUUUCAUCAUGAAGAUAUGGGUAUUCCUUGGGAAAUUGCAAAACUUGGUGUCAGGCAAGGUAUGUGGGGGACUGUGAAGAAGAUUGACCCAAGUGUACGUGCAUACCAUGGAGAGAGGACAUCUGGGGCCUCACUAUCACGUUGUGCGGUCAUGGCACAGAUCAAUACCAAGGUUAGUGCAGACUACUUGAGAUCCUUGGAAUGCAGAAGAACAAGUUCAUCUGAGGUAGAACCCCUGGAUUCGUCCGAGAAACCAUUAGGGAGGAACAUACCCAAGCUUCUAAUUGUUGGUGGCGCUAUUGCACUUGCUUGUAGUCUUGAUCAGGGGCUUUUGACCAAGGCAGUUAUAUUUGGAGUUGCCAGAAGAUUUGCAAAUAUUGGGAAGAGGUUGUGAUGCUGGGUGCUCUGGCAUAUCCAUUCAAAGACACUGCCAACGGAAACAUGCUCUUGCAGCAUGGAACAUCCAAAAACUGGAUUCCUUGCCGUGCUGAUGUAGCAGAGAAGUUCGUAUUCUUUUUUUUUUUUUUUUGAGGCCUGAGGCAGCAACAGGUCAGAAAAAGAGAAUAGGUAAUACAGUGUUGUUCAUAGAAAAUUGAAAUCUCAUUGAAGGAUGUUAUGCUGCAGAUAUAACAAAGAGGCAGAUCCACUUUCUCUGUCAUCUAUCUGGUGGUUGCCUUCUAUUUUAAUUUUGUUUUUGUUAGUUGUGUUGCAUGCACCAAGACUUUUAACAAAAGUUGGUAAAUGUUCUUGUGAAAUCAGGAUACUUGGUAAACGUUGUAUAGAAACGGAAAGGAAAAACAAUGAAUGUCCUUUUUUGCGAGGCUACAACCAGUUAUUCAAUUCAAUUCAAUUCAUAGC